CCCGCCCGGUCCCGCCGCGCGGACGGGCUCGGCGCCGGACGCGAUGUCUGCGCUGGAAUGGUUCGCGCACAAGCCCUUGGGCGGCGGCAUCUUUUGGAUCCAGGAGCGCUUCUACGAGUCGGGCAACCGGGCCAACAUCUGGCUGGUGCGGGGCUCGCAGCGCGACCUGGUGAUCGACGCGGGGCUGGGGCUGCGCAGCCUGCCCGACUACCUGCGUGCCGCGGGAUUGCUGGCGCCGCCGGACGGGGCCGGCCCCCGGCCUCUGCUGGCCGUGGCCACCCACGUCCACUUCGACCACUCGGGCGGGUUACAGCACUUCGAGGAGGUGGCGGUGCACAGCGCCGAGGCGGCCGCGCUGCUCCGUGGCGACAACUACGAGGCCGUCACCUGGCUGUCGGACCGGGAGGUGGCGCGGCCGCCGCGGCCCGGCUGGAGAGCGCGGCAUUUCUGCGUCCCGCCCGUGCGGCCCAGCCGCCUCUUGCAGGAGGGAGAUGUAAUCAGCCUUGGAGACCGGCAGCUCACCGUCAUGCACAUGCCUGGCCAUUCCCGAGGAAGUAUUUGCUUACAUGACCGAGAACACAAGAUUUUAUUCAGUGGAGAUGUCGUGUAUGAUGGAUCCAUGAUUGACUGGCUUCCCUACAGCAACAUAAGUGACUACAUUGUGAGCUGCCAGCGCCUCAUGGAGUUGGUGGACAGAGGUCUUGUAGAGAAGGUACUUCCUGGGCACUUCAACAUAUUUGGAGCAGAAAGGCUGUAUCGAUUAGCUUCCAACUAUAUCUCAAAAGCUGGAGUUUGUCACAAAAUCUCAACUUGUGCCAUGAGAUCCAUUGCAAGCAUAGCACUUCACCUUACAAAUUCCAGGGGUACUUCUUCCUGAGCAUGCGUUUAUGUUGUCUGUCUCCCAGAGAGAAAUCAAAGGACUUGUGAAAAUGAUGACACAAGACAAAGCAGUAUGCUUUAGGAAAGAGCUGGCAAAAUGAUGUGGAUGAGCUGUAAAAAUUCUUAUGUUUGCUUUCUCUGUUCCUGUUUUUGUGGGGAAAAAAAUCAUAAACUAGUAGCUUAGCCAGAGCUGCCAUUUUUCCUUGUAUUUUUUCAGGGCAAGUUUGCACAGGUAUUGUGAUUGAAAUAUAUUGUUUUAUUUUUGAUAUGCUUCUGACAGAUAAAUAUAUGCCAAAAUGAGACUUCUUACAUCCAUGCCUGAAACUUUGUUGAUGUAGCACUAAGAUGGUAGGUGUUCACUUGAUCCCUGCUCAGGCUUUGGCUUAACACAGCUCAUGUUAAGGCCUCAUUUGUGCUGAGAGCAGCACCAUCAGGUGCAGAUGAGAGCAACGCAUAGGUAGGAUGCUGUGGACAAAGUAAUAAGGGCCAUGGUGCAGCUGUUACCACCUGGAGCUUGCUGUCCCCUGCUGCAGUCACCUCCAGCAUUUUUGUAAAGUUUCUGCACCAUCCACUAGUGUAUGGAAAUGGUAUAGACCAAACUCUUAAGCUGGAUGAUAUAGGUAGGUCAGCUGACACAAACUCCUUUUGGUGUGGAUACAACAGCUUCCAGAUCAUUAGGGUUUUCAUGCUUUUGAGUGUGAUCCAGGGGACAUGUGUACCCCAUGGAAGAGUAUGAUAAGCACUGUCACAGGAAGGGAACUAUUUUGCUUAGAGGUGUGCAAGUUACAUUAUUAGGGAAAUUGUGAGCUACUGAAGUAAUGAAUUGAUGAAUGCACGUGUUUAAUGUUGUAGUCUGUACAACAUGGAUUGAAACCUUGCUUGCUGUGGUAAUGUUUUUUUCUGACAAUCUCAUUAAAUAAAGUUUAAUUUAUACUUUAUUUACAAAUGAGAGAUCCAAAUAGACUGUGACAAACUUAAAACCUUUAUUUGUGUUUAAGAGUCUUGUUGUGUAUGUGGAUUGUAGCUUGGCUGUUAAUGCUCUGUGGGAAGAACGGAUGCAGGCAGUAACAUUGCUUUGCCCCACUGCAGUGUUGGAUUAAACAGCUGGUGCAUUUGCCUCCAUGCAAUGAAUGUAUCUUCGACUGUUUACUGUUUGCUUAUGAAGUAUUUUGAUGCAUUUGGUUUUUAUGGAAAGUGCACUGAAUUUGAGUCUGUUCCAAAACAAGCUGAAUACACUGAGAAAUGCUAAAUGACAUUGUAACUUGCUUAUUUAAAAGCUGUUAAAAUGUUUAAAGUUUGUGUAAUUGUUCUAGCAGUCUAUAUAUUCAACUUCUUUAAAAGGACACUGUCUUAUACUAUUUUUGUAUAUAGAUUUGUAAUUUCCUUACAAGAGAUUGCAGGUGUUUAUCCCAAAUUCUAGUGGAGUUUAGCCUUAUUUGUUUGACUUUCACUUUAUGUGAAAGAUCACUUUUUUUUUUUUUUUUUUUUUUUU
This is a messenger RNA of Lagopus muta (rock ptarmigan), 2371 nucleotides long. RefSeq names its product metallo-beta-lactamase domain containing 2 (gene MBLAC2). The record is from RefSeq and is a predicted model, not a curated record. The transcript has 2 exons. Lineage: Eukaryota; Metazoa; Chordata; Aves; Galliformes; Phasianidae. Bases 44 to 877 code for a protein of 277 amino acids.